Cantharellus anzutake is the source of this 174-nucleotide messenger RNA. RefSeq lists its product as uncharacterized. The annotation marks the transcript as partial. NCBI's taxonomy places the organism in Eukaryota, Fungi, Basidiomycota, Agaricomycetes, Cantharellales, Hydnaceae. The record is from RefSeq and is a predicted model, not a curated record. The transcript has 2 exons.
AGGCUCGGAGAAGUCCUUUCGAGGCCUCAGGCCAUUGAGGAUGAAGAAGUAUGGGAAGACUAUCUGAAGAGUAUUCAUGCGAGGCUUGUUGGUGGAUCAAGAUUGAGGAAGGGCAUGUCGUUGGCUCACGCAGUCAAGAUACUCCAUGCAGGGUGGCUUAGGGAUGGGACUUGG